Messenger RNA from Aphidius gifuensis, 1820 nucleotides. RefSeq names its product COMM domain-containing protein 4. The transcript is spliced from 8 exons. NCBI's taxonomy places the organism in Eukaryota, Metazoa, Arthropoda, Insecta, Hymenoptera, Braconidae. The coding region runs from base 138 to 701 and encodes 187 amino acids. The record is from RefSeq and is a predicted model, not a curated record.
AAUAACAAUAAUAAUAUUGAUAAUAAAUAAAGGAUAAUCAAACAUAAAAAUUUCAUUAAUCAAGAUCCAAAUCAUUAUUUAUUUUCAUUCAACCAAGUCAUCUUAUUUAUAUAUUUGCAGAUAAUUAUUUAAACAAAAUGAAAUUUAGAUUUCUUGGUGAUGGUGAUUGCCCAGAUUGGCUGCUUGCUGAAAUAAAUUCUCUCUCACGAAUGACUUCAAUUAAAAUGAAAUUAUUGGGACAGAUGAUUGUGAAAUUAAUCAUAAAUGAAGAUCAGCUAGAUGAAGAUAAAGUUAAAAAAUUAACACAUGAUGCAAAACUUGAUUUCGAUGAUGCAAAAGCAAUAAUUGCAGCAAUAGAAUUAAUAUUAACAUCAUCAGUAAGAUACGGUGUUAAUGCAACAGACUUAAGUAGUGAGCUUCAACAACUUGGUCUUCCACGAGAGCACAGUGUUGCAUUGGGAAAACUUUAUACUGAAAAUUUUACUCGUAUUAUGGAAUCACUGAGCUCUCGUUCACUUCGAUUGAGCCGUCUAGCAUCAGUUAAUGUCAUAUCAAGUGAUAAAGUUUUUGUAAACUUAUCACUUGUAUUAAAAAAUAAAAAUAACCAGGAAAUUGAAAAAUUUGUCAACCUGUCAAAAAGUGAUGUUCCUGUUAUUCUUACAGAAAUGAAGAAAGUCAGGGCAAUCAUGGAUGGUGUAUAGAAAAUUAUUAAAUCAAUCAAUCAACUUUAUGAUAAAUAUUUAUAAAAAAAUCAAUAGUCAAUUAUUAUUUAUCAUUAUUUAAUUAUUAAAUUAAAACAAUCAUCAAAUUUGAUACUUAAUUAUUCGUUGAUAAAUUAUAACGAGAACAAUUAAAAGAUAUUGAACGAAAAAAAAAACAAAAUAACAAUUAAACAAUAAACAUUCAGAGAAUGUAGUUAAUUUAAAAAUUGAUAAAUAAUAUUUUUUUUAUUAAUACAGAAUUAAAAAAAAAAUGAAUAAACUAUUUAUUAGUUGUAAAAAUUUGAUGGCUUUAAGGCGUUUUUUAUUUCGCUUUGAUUAUUCAUUCAAACGUUGCAGAUAAGAAAAAUGAAACAUUGAAAUAAUAAUAGGUAAUAUUAAAGGAAAAAAAAAAAAAAAUUGAUAGUAUAAUGGUUUAAUGAUUACACCAUGAAAUAACUAUUUCGAUAAAAAAAAGUAUUAAAUUUAAACUGCUCAUUUAAAAAUCAAUUAAUAAUUUACCAAAUUGCGUUAUACAUUUUUUUUUUACGUUCAAAUAAUAAUAAAAUAAAAGCAUUUUGUAAAUAUCAUAUGAAAAUUCAAUUUAUUUAUAUAAAUGGCAUGUUGUAAUUUAUAAAUUUCAAUGAAAAAUAUGUUGGAUUGUAAGUCACGUCUCUGUGUUGCACGUAGAAUUCAAUAAUUCAUGUUAAAAGUUCCAUUAAAAAAAAUACACUAAUCAAUUAUAGAUUUAAUUUUUAAAUAUAAAAUUUAAAAAUUUUUAAUUAUUGAUAAUUUCGAUACCUAAAAAAAAUAUCAAAUAAUCUUUAUUGCUUUUUAUUUUAAAACAAAAAAUUCCUUAGUUAAUUGUUCCCAAGACAGCAGCAUGAAAAAACGAGAAAAUUUCGUCAAAGAAAAGUCGAAACAAGCUGGGCAAAUUAUUGGUAGAAAAAAUUUGGAGAAAUAUUUUUUAUCACAAAUUACAAACUAAUGUUGAUUUGAAUUAAAAAAAAUUAUUAUUUAAAAAUAUUAUGAAAUAUUAAUAAUUUUUAAUAAAUAAUCAAUUAAUUAUCAUCAAGAUUUUUGUACACUUUUAUUUCGCAAUAAAUGAAUAUACAAAGUUUA